Octopus bimaculoides (California two-spot octopus) is the source of this 2661-nucleotide messenger RNA. RefSeq names its product putative ATP-dependent RNA helicase DDX10. The record is from RefSeq and is a predicted model, not a curated record. Gene Ontology annotation, molecular function: RNA helicase activity; nucleic acid binding; ATP binding. Lineage: Eukaryota; Metazoa; Mollusca; Cephalopoda; Octopoda; Octopodidae.
GAUCAAUUAAACCCAACUGCUAUCAGGAAGUUUACAGACUUCCCAUUGUCUGAAAGCACUCAAAUUGGUAUAAAAAAUUCUGGAUUCAUAAUGCCAACAGAAAUUCAGAAAGAAUCCAUAGGUAUUGCUUUGCAGGGACAUGACGUUCUUGCAGCUGCCAAAACUGGAUCUGGCAAAACACUAGCUUUUCUUAUUCCUCUUCUUGAAUGUCUCUACUGCCAAAAAUGGACUAAUCUCGAUGGAUUAGGUGCCCUAGUUAUAUCUCCAACUAGAGAGCUCGCUUAUCAGACCUUUGCAGUUCUUCGACGGCUUGGGAAACAACAUGAUUUUUCUGCUGGUCUAACUGUUGGUGGGAUGAACCUAAAAGAGGAAUCCAAGCAGAUCAUGUAUACUAACAUUGUCAUCUGUACUCCAGGACGACUCCUACAACACAUGGAUGAGACACCUAAUUUUAAUGCCCAUAACCUGCAGAUACUCAUUCUUGAUGAAGCUGAUCGUAUCCUGGACCUUGGAUUUACUGAAACAAUGAAUGCCAUUUUGGAUAAUUUACCUCCAUCCAGACAGACUUUAUUGUUUUCUGCCACACAGACAAAGUCAGUGAAAGAUCUUGCUCGUCUCAGUUUAAACAAGGACAAUCUCUUUUAUAUCUCUGUUGAUGAAUUUGCCGAAGAAAGCACACCUUCACAGCUGGUUCAGAGUUAUAUAACCUGUGAACUAGAAGACAAAAUGACAGUACUGUGGUCUUUCCUGAAGAAACAUUUAAGACAAAAAAUUCUUGUUUUUCUGAGCACAUGCAGUCAGGUUCGCUAUAUAUUCAAGGCAUUGUGUCACAUGCGGCCAGGUAUCUCACUUCAUGCUCUUUAUGGCAAGAUGAAACAGCGUAAAAGAAUGGAAGUCUUCCAACAGUUCUGUUUCAAGCAACAUGCUGUUCUCUUUGCCACAGACAUUGCAGCUCGUGGACUUGAUAUACCUGAAGUGAACUGGGUCAUCCAACUUGACUGUCCAGAAGAUGCUAACACUUACAUUCACAGAGUUGGGCGUACAGCAAGAUACAAGAAGAAUGGUGAGUCCUUAUUGUUUUUGUUGCCCAGUGAAGAGCAAGGAAUGAUUGAGAAUUUACAGAAAAAGAAAAUCCCAAUAAAAAAGAUACAAGUGAAUCCUAAAAUGUUGUGGGAUAUUAAACCUCGUCUGCAAUCACAGUGUGCAGAAAAUACUGAAAUGAAGGAUAAUGCCAAAAAGGCCUUUAUUUCAUAUAUUCGUUCAGUAUUUUUGAUGUCAAACAAAAGUAUUUUUGAUGUGAAAAAUCUGGAUCUUGGAAACUUUUCCUGCUCUCUAGGCUUAGAAGUAAUUCCACGUGUACGGUUUUUGGAAAAAGAAGAGAAACAACGCUUAAAAAAAGAAGCUGAUAAUUCUGUCAAGAAAGCUGCUUCCAACGGUGAGGAGAGUGAUGACAUGCAGUCUACUGAAUCAGAUGAAUCUGACUCUGAAAGUGAGCAAGAAAAGCACAAAAAACAGGUCAAACCUCAGCCAAAACAUCACAUAUCAACCAGAAGUGGUUCAAGUAGUGAUUCUGAGAAUGAAGCAUCUGGGUCUAGUGUUGAAGGCAAUUCUAACUGUGAUAAGGAGAAAUUUUCUGUACAGUUUGGUUGUGAUGAUGAUGAGGAUGACCUUCUGACCUUUAAAAGAAGAAUUCCUGCUGAGCCAGUUGAAAAUGUAACCAAGGAGGUUGACAACAGUAAAACAGUUACCAAAAACAAAAAGAAAGUUUUGAGUAAAGUUUCUAUUGCAAAACGUGCUUUAAGGAAAAACAUUGAGUUAAACACAAAGAUUAAAUUUGAUGAUGAUGGAGAGGUUGUUAAAGAUAUGUAUAAACAUGCCCAAACUUCAAAUAGAGAAAUCGGUCAGUUAGAUGUUUGUGGAAUAAGUAUUGAAGAAGCCAAAAUGUACAUGGAGGCUGAAGAUAAAGUUGAUAAGAAAAUUUUCCAUGACAAAGUAAAUGCAAGACACAAAGAAAUCCGAUUAAAAAGAAAAGAAAUGCUGCGUCAGAAGAAAAUGAAGAAUCAACGUACAGUUGUUCUGCGGACUGGCAGUGAUGAAGAAUCUCACGAUUAUUCUGAUUCUGGUGAACCUGAAAAUGACACUGAUGGAAAUUAUUCUGAAGAUGAAGUUUCUAAUGAAUCUGAUGACAACAGUAUUUGCUCUAGUCCUUCUCCUCCUCCUUUGAAACGCAAACGAAAAAAUAUAGCACCUUCAAAAGACAGUGAUAACUCUGGUAAUUAUAACCAAGAUGGAUUGAAUAUUGAAGACACAGAGGACCUUGUUCUGAAGCUAAUGCAUCAAAGUUAGCUGUUAUAAGUAAAUCAGAAUUAAAAUAUUAUCUCUUAUUGAAUAGUUCAGACUUAAUUCUGGGAAAAUAAAUAUGGAUAUGAGUAGGGAGCUUAAAUUAAUACCAGGUAUUUAAAAACUCCUAUAUGCUGUUCCCACUGUGCACUAAAUCCUGAAAGAUAAUCAUUGUAAAUAAGCCUGAACUGACACACACGCGUACAUAUAUUAUGUAUAGUGUGUGUGUGUGUAUAUGACAGAAUAUUUGAUCUGGAAUCAUGCUAAAAUAGACAUUGUGUUUUCAGAUAUUUGGACUAUCAUUAAAAUUGCUAUUAAUUA